AUGGAGAUGAAAUCAUACUUCAUUGGGACCAUUCUUCUUCUGAUCAUUGCUGCCCCUAGUGUUGCUCUUACGCCACCUGCUCUUUUUGUCUAUGGGGACUCUUUGGUUGAUGUGGGGAAUAACAACUACUUGCCAGAUCCUGCUCCUAAGGCUAAUUUUCCGUUUCACGGAAUUGAUUACCCUGGAAGCAUUUCAACAGGAAGGUUUGGCAAUGGUUAUAUAGGUCCAGACUAUUUGGCAAGAUACAUGGGAUUCCUGCAAAGCCCACCACCAUAUCUCUCUAUCACCAAUGAAAAUCAGAUGUUGAGAGGGGUUAACUUUGCUUCUGCUGGAUCAGGGAUCUUGAAUUCAACUGGAGAAGGAACAAUAUCAUUGGAAAGGCAAGUUAUGUAUUUUCAAGAGGUGGCAAGGAACUUAUCAAGAAGAGCUGGCAAUUUGACUGCUAACAAAUUACUAUCAAAAUCGAUCUUCUGCAUAAGCUCUGGAAGCAAUGAUAUAUUUGCUUAUUUUUUGGCUUAUGGUCCUCAAAACAAAACAACAAAUGAUCAAUUCAUUGCAACUCUUGUGAAAAACUUGGAAAUACAUUUGAAGACAUUAUACAACUCUGGCGGAAGAAAGAUUGUUGCACUUGGUACAUCAGUUCUUGGGUGCAUUCCAAUCGUAAGAAGUCAAACCCCGUCUGGUGAUUGUUCUAAGGACUUAAAUAAUCUUUCUAUUCAAUUUAAAAAUGAAACCAGGGUUCUUCUCCAAAGUCUCACAUCAACAUUGAAAGAGUUGACGUAUAGUUUCGUAGACGCAUAUGAAAUGGCCAAUGAAAUUGCAGCAAAUGCUCGUCAGUAUGGAUUCACAGAGUUAACAAAUGCAUGUUGUGGAAUGGGAAGGUAUAAUGGAGAAGCUCCAUGCACGCCUAACUCAAAUAUGUGUUCCAACCGUUGUAAUCACAAUAGUUGGGAUCAAUAUCACCCAACACAAGCUAUCGCUGAGUUGGUGAGCCAAUGGUCAUUCUAUGGUUCAAAAUAUGUCUCCCCAAUGAACAUCCAAUAG
This is a messenger RNA of Dioscorea cayenensis subsp. rotundata (Guinea yam), 1044 nucleotides long. RefSeq names its product GDSL esterase/lipase At5g55050-like. The coding region runs from base 1 to 1044 and encodes 347 amino acids. Gene Ontology annotation, molecular function: hydrolase activity, acting on ester bonds. The transcript is spliced from 5 exons. NCBI's taxonomy places the organism in Eukaryota, Viridiplantae, Streptophyta, Magnoliopsida, Dioscoreales, Dioscoreaceae. The record is from RefSeq and is a predicted model, not a curated record.